Molecule: messenger RNA, 1749 nt
Organism: Aspergillus calidoustus
Lineage: Eukaryota; Fungi; Ascomycota; Eurotiomycetes; Eurotiales; Aspergillaceae
Source: the annotation of a GenBank genome assembly
AUGAUUGCCCGUCGAAGCACAACGCUCCUCACCAUCGUCAUAUCUGUCGGCCUACUGUUAGUGAUAUUCUCUUCCUCGACACAGCCCGAAUCCUUCAACGAGGAGAUAUCAGUUGCUGCCAAAUAUGUACCGAAGCUUCCGUCUCUCAACGAUGUGCAUCUCCCAACCUUUCGUCCGCCAGCGCACAAACCCCCGGAACCGCAGGAGGACAGUUCGAGCGGAGACACGAAGUGGUUCAACAACUGGGCCUGGCUGAACCCUUUUUCAUCCUCCAUCACCCUUGACGAAGACCGAUCCGUGCUUCCGCCCCUCCCAGAGCGACCGUGGAUCUUCACAUACUACAAUCCAAAGAAAGGCCAGGAUCGGGAAGGAAAUAAUGCAGACGCGGAGCUUCUCGUUGCUUGGCGGCGAGCUUGGUACGCUCAGGGCUUUCGACCGGCAGUUCUUGGUCGCAGCGAAGCUUUGGCCAAUCCACUAUACGAGUCUGUCCAACAAUUGGAUUUGAGCCCCGAACUGCAGGAUGACGUGUUCAAGUGGCUUGCAUGGGGCCACAUGGGCGAUGGGCUCCUUGCUGAUUGGCACUGCUUUCCGAUGGCGAGAUAUGAUGAUGCGACUCUAUCGAAGCUGCGCCGGGGUCCCGGAUCGGAGUAUAUUACAUCUUUCUCUAGCGCUGCACUGUUAUCCGGCAAAAAGGAGACAAUUAAUGGUGUGAUCAAGACGGCAGUCAAUAACGCCAGGAAAGAGUCAAGAUCGUUGGUGGAAUUGCUACCGGACGGUUUGAUCAAACCCGAGCAGACCAACUCUCUGGCCGUUUAUGAUUCGGCAACAAUCGCUAAUCAUUACCCUGCCGUCACCGAGAAAACGGCCUCGCCAACUGCUGAUCGGCUAGCGGAACUCAUCAACUCUCACCUGCAUACAACCUUCCAGAACUCCUUCCCAGGAGGGUUGGUUGUCCUAAAACCUUUCGCUGAACAUACCACAGCCUUGGUUGAGCCAGCAUUGCGCCUGGCCAGAGCACUCGGUCAAUGCGCGCAUUCCAUUGCGCCCCAGUCUUGCCCGCCGAAUUUGCUAAAAUGCCACCCUUGCGAUGACCGCAGGCCGAUGAAGAUCAGUCAGCCCGCCACGUACAAGAAUAACUCUCAGACCUUCACGAUUGCAACCCUUCCACACCCAUAUACUCUCAUUAGCUUGCUGCAGAAUUCCGCCGAGGUUACAACACGCCACGUUCGGAGGGAAACAGCCCGAGAUGAGUGGCUUAAGGAGGUGACCAGUCAGCAGUUGGGACGUGAACUAGGCGGUGGUCCUCGAGCAGUCGUGACUAAGAAAGCUAUAGCCGAACGGCCAGCCCUUGGUACCUCGCUCUGGAUGACCGUUGAAUCGUUACCGGCCGAGGCUGGUCAAGCUCUUCCGAGUACCCUGCUGGAUGAAUUCGAGUGGCAGUUCGGUUUCAAGAUACCUCGCGAUACCAAUGUUGAUGCCAAGAACGAGGGCCACAGCAAAGAAACGAUGCAGCAUGCCAAUCCGAGUACUCAAGGUGUGGAAAGGGAGUAUGAAAUCAUCAGGCAAGCUAGAGAUCUGCUGAAGAAGAAGUCCAACCGAGUCAACAUUAGAAGUGUGACAGAGGCCUGGAAUAUGGCAGAUACGGAGAUCUGGAAGUUUGUGAAGGCAUAUAGGGCGCGGAGCAUUGUUGAACGGAAGAAGUGGGAGGAGAGCGAAAAGGACUUUCUAGGUCCGCAGCCGAAGAAGUGA